CUCGACCUUCCUGUUAGUUGUCAUGGAAUUGACUAACGGAGAGAAGACUAGUGACUUGAGGGAAUGCCAAGCACAAGUUCUUGUGUGGAACCAAAUACUCAGCUACAUAAACUCCAUGUCCCUAAAGUGUGCCGUCGAACUCGGCAUCCCGGAUGUCAUCCACAAUCACGGGCGUCCCAUGACUCUCCCCGACUUGGUCUCUGCCUUGGGUAUCCCCCAGGCUAGGGCUGGGUUCCUCCACCGCCUCAUGAGGAUGCUCUCUCAUUCCGGCUUCUUCGCUCUCCAGACUGAGCAACCAUGUGUCAACAGAGACAAGGGAGAGGAAAAACCGGAAGGUUACGUUCUCACCCCUCCAUCGCAGCUCCUCCUGAAGGGCGACCGCUCAAGCAAAAGCAUGCACCCUCUUGUGGCCUUCGUGGUGCACCCAAUUCUUAUACAACCAUUCAAUGGCCUGAGCAAGUGGUUCCACAGUGAUAGCUCCGGAACUCCCUUUGAGAUGCAACAUGGGAGGGCAUUUUGGGAAUACAUCGCUCGUGACCCCGACUUCAACCUUCUCACGAAUGAAGGCAUGGCGAGCGACUCUUCAGUAGUAGUGAGUGAGAUCAUGGACAAAUGCAGGAGAUCUUUCGAGCAGUCCACCUCUGUGGUGGAUGUCGGGGGAGGGACGGGUCUCCUAGCCAGGAAAAUUGCUGACACGUUCCCUCACUUGGAGGUCACCGUGCUCGACCUUCCUCAUGUGGUCUGUGGCCUGGAAGGCACCAAGACAUUAAAAUUUUUGGCUGGAGAUAUGUUCGACUCUAUUCCUCCUGCUGAUAUCAUCCUACUCAAGGGGAAGCUGAGUCCUCACUGAGUUUUGCAGCUGUGUGUUAAACUCAUUGAGGUUUAUAACUGCAGCAUUCACCAUUAGUGCAAAUAAAUUGAUGUGGUUUCUGCAGUGGAUACUGCACGACUGGAAUGACGAAGAGGGCGUGAAGAUAUUAAAGCGAUGCAAGAACGCAGUCACAAGCAAUGGCAAGGAUGGAGGAAAGGUGAUUGUAAUCGAUGUAGUGUUGGAUGACCAAGAGGACGAGGCGUGUAGUGAAAUGGGCCUCUUAUUUGACAUGAUGAUGAUGGCGACUUUAACUGGGAGAGAGAGGUGCAAAAAGGAAUGGGCUAAGCUCUUUCUCGAUGCCGGGUUCCGCAAGUAUGGAAUCACACCUCUGGUUGGUCCAAGAUGUCUCAUUGAGGUUUAUCCAUAAACAUGUCUAGCUAUGACAUCUAGGCAUAUGUACCUAUCUCAUAUGUCUGUUUUAAGCUUGUGCUGUGUUUGUUGCUAUGUUUGUGGCAUUUCUAUUGUGUAUUGAAAUGAAUGGGGCAAUUGAUUCCAAAUA
Molecule: messenger RNA, 1370 nt
Organism: Punica granatum (pomegranate)
Lineage: Eukaryota; Viridiplantae; Streptophyta; Magnoliopsida; Myrtales; Lythraceae
Source: RefSeq, a predicted model, not a curated record